AUGAGUUCGAUCCUCACUGCAGGCUACGCUGCGGUUGCUUAUUUUUUCCUUUUCCUUUCCUUUUUUCCUCUUCUUUCUUUCCUUUUCCUUUCUUUUCUCUCCUUUCCUUUUCCUUUCUUUCUUUCCUUUUUUUUCCUUUCUUUUCCUCUUCUUUCUUCCCUUCCCUUUCUUUUCCUCUCCUUUUCCUUUUCCUUUUCUUUCUUUUCCUUUUCAUUUCCAAACGAAUUUCUGCUUUCCUUUCUUUCUUUCUUCCUUUCCUUUCUUUUCCUUUGGUCCAAACUUUUCCUUUUCCUUUUCCUUUCUUUUCCUCUUCUUUCUUUUCCUUCCUUCCUUUCUUUCCUUUCCUUUUUUUUUUUUUUUCUGUUCAGUUUUUUCUUUCUUUUCCUUUUCCUUUCCUUUUCUUUUCCUCUCCUUUCCUUUUUGUUCUUCCUUUUUCCUUUCUUUUCCUUUCUUUUCCUUUUUCUUUCUGUUUCUUUUCUUUUUCUUCCCUUUCCUUUUCUUUUUCUUUCUCCUCCCUUUUUUUUUCUUUUCUUCUCCUCUCUUUUCUUUUUCUUUCUUUUUCUCCUUUCCUUUUUUCUUUCUUUCCUCCUUUCCUUUUUUUCUCUUCUUUCCCUUCCUUUUUCUUUUCCCUCUCAUUCUCCUUUUUCUUUUUCUUUUCCUUUUCCUUUCCUUUCUUUUCCUCUUCUUUCUUUCCUUUCCUUUCUUUUCCCUUUCCUUUUCCUUUUCUUUUCCUUUUCCUUUCAGUUCCUUUCUUUCCUCUUCUUUCUUUCCCUUCCUUUCCUUUCUUUUCCUCUCCUUUCCUUUUCCUUUUCUUUCGUUUUCCUUCUCCCUUUCCUUUCUUUUUUCUUCUCCUUCCUUCUUUCUUUUCCUCUCCUUUCCUUUUCCUUUUCUUUCUUUUCCUUUUCCUUUCCUUUCUUUUCCUCUUCUUUCUUUCCCUUCCUUUUCCUUUCUUUUCUUCUCCUUUCUUUUCCUUUUCUUUCUUUUCCUUUUCCUUUCCUUUCUUUUCCUCUUCUUUCUUUCCUUUCCUUUCUUUUCCUCUCCUUUCCUUUUCCUUUUCUUUCUUUUCCUUUUCCUUUCCUUUCUUUUCCUCUUCUUUCUUUCCCUUCCUUUCCUUUCUUUUCCUCUCCUUUCCUUUUCCUUUUCUUUCUUUUCCUUUUCCUUUCCUUUCUUUUCCUCUUCUUUCUUUCCCUUCCCUUUCUUUUCCUCUCCUUUCCUUUUCCUUUUCUUUCUUUUCCUUUUCCUUUCCUUUCUUUUCCUCUUCUUUUCUUUUCCUUUUUGUUAAAAGACGCCACAAUCUCAGCCAUGAGCCUAUUUCCUACUUGA
Acanthosepion pharaonis is the source of this 1323-nucleotide messenger RNA. The record is from the annotation of a GenBank genome assembly. Lineage: Eukaryota; Metazoa; Mollusca; Cephalopoda; Sepiida; Sepiidae.